Molecule: messenger RNA, 399 nt
Organism: Stereum hirsutum FP-91666 SS1
Lineage: Eukaryota; Fungi; Basidiomycota; Agaricomycetes; Russulales; Stereaceae
Exons: 5
Coding region: 1-399 (132 amino acids)
Source: RefSeq, a predicted model, not a curated record
AUGUCCGGCUGGAUUCAAGAACAUGACGAUCUAAAGACUACUACCAUCUUGUUUACCAUCGACCGCAUCAUCACUGCUGUGAUUACGGCACAGCUUGAUGAGGCCGCAAGGGACAUACUCCAACCCAUGUUCAGCAUCCUUGACCAACACGAACAAAUAUCCCUCCAGUUCGGGCUCAAGGUUGAUGUCGACACUUUGCUUGAUGACCUUCAAUCGCCCUCAAAAGGGCUCUCUGCACAAGUCGACCGCUCAUUAGUCAUGAGGGCCACCUUGGGCAGAGGCAAGACACGGACAGGUCUCCAAGGCACUGCAAAAUCCGGUGGUCUGAACUUUACGUUCUCAGAAACCAAAUUUCCCGACCAUACUGCCUCCUAUGGCUCCCAGGAUCUUCACGUAUGA